Molecule: messenger RNA, 2114 nt
Organism: Acanthopagrus latus (yellowfin seabream)
Lineage: Eukaryota; Metazoa; Chordata; Actinopteri; Spariformes; Sparidae
Gene: aspa
Product: aspartoacylase
Exons: 6
Coding region: 242-1183 (313 amino acids)
Molecular function (GO): hydrolase activity, acting on ester bonds; hydrolase activity, acting on carbon-nitrogen (but not peptide) bonds, in linear amides
Source: RefSeq, a predicted model, not a curated record
GUAAACAAAGCGGGGGGGGGGGGGGGCGAGCCUGUUAACUGGAGUUUCGCCCGCAACUCGAGAUGUCGCGCACAACUCAGCGCAUUUUACGCACGCUGACUGACCACAACAAGCCCGCGGGCACGUUACGUAAGCGCGCAGCCACGGCAGGCAUUUAAACCGUGAGGCUGCGAGGCUCCCGGAACCCUCUGACCCCAGCGUGUCUUCACACACACUCAACACGGUCCUCGGCGUCCGAGUCAUGUCUUCGUACAGCAACAGCGUGUGUUUCAACGCGGCCAGGAGGGUGGCUAUCUUCGGGGGCACGCACGGGAACGAGAUGUCCGGCGUGACGCUCGUCAACCUGUGGGUGAAGAACGGCGCCGAGAUCCAGAGGAAAGGUGUCGAGACCAAACCCUUCAUCACCAACCCGAAGGCGGUGGAGAAGUGCACGAGAUACGUGGACACGGACCUGAACCGAGCCUUCAGCCCGGAGAACCUCAGUGCCCCGGGAGGAGAUAACCUGCCCUACGAGGUGCAGAGGGCCCAGGAGAUCAACAGGCUGUUCGGGCCCAAGGGGAGCCCCGAGGCCUACGAUGUCAUCUUCGACCUCCACAACACAACGUCCAACAUGGGCUGCACUCUGAUUCUGGAGAGUUCCAAAGACCACUUCAAUCUGCAGAUGAUGAACUACAUCAAGAAAGCCAUCGCUCCCGCCAGUUGUCUCGUACUGCUCAAUGAACACCCUCUGUUGAAAUAUUCCACUUCACGCUCAGUUGCCAAGCACCCUGUUGGUCUGGAAGUGGGUCCUCAGCCUCAAGGUGUUCUGAGGAGUAACAUCUUCGAAGCUAUGAGGGUCAUAUUGAAACAUGCCCUGGACUUCAUCGAACUGUUUAAUGAAGGCAUGGAGUUCCCUCCCUGUACGGUGGAGGUUUUCUGGGUCUCAGAGAGGAUCGAUUACCCCAGAGAUGCCAAUGGAAACAUCAUCGCCAUGGUGCACCCUAACCUGCAGGACUGUGACUGGGAACCGCUGAACCCCGGUGACCCCAUGUUCCAAACAUUCGACGGAAAGACCAUCCACUACCAAGGCUCAGGCACCGUCUAUCCCACUUUUAUAAAUGAGGCGGCGUAUUAUGAGAAACAACAGGCGUUUGUGACCACCAGGCGGGAAACCUUGGUCGCGAGCGCCAUCAGAAAAGCAUGAGUACGCGUCAGCCGCAAAGCAAAAACGAUCCGUGUAUAGAUUUUUUACACUUUGUUCUGUUAGCAAAUGAGACUUUUCUCCCAUGAUGACUAGGCACCAUCUUUUACACACUGAUUUCGUUUUUCUAUGCGUUUACUAUCAGAAAAUGAAUUAACUAUGCAAAGAACGCUCGCGGAGGCUUUGCCAAGAGUGUCUGUGAAAGUCUUGACGACUGGUAUACUGCUGUGGUAAAUAUUUAUGAUACUACUGUUAUUUUAAAUGACAUUAAAUCAAUACGUUUUAUAAUAUUUAAGGCCAGGCCUAAUCACUGAAUCAUCACUCAACACUCCUACUACUGCUCAGGACAGCCAUUGAGGAUUCUAACCUGCAACUUUUGACCCAAAACUGUAUGUCGUUCGUCUCCUUCUGACAAUAUAUUUGUACCAUCUUCGGUAGGGUGUCUGUGGCCUUCAAUUCUACCUACCUGUAACACCAGUGGUUGCAUAUGUGGUGCUGUCCUAUUGUUGCCUUAACAGAGACUUUGGAUUAAAAAAAAAAGAAUUGCACAACAAAUUUGGAGUGAAACUUGUAGAUUAUGUGUGUUGGAAAACAAGAUAUUAUUUUGAUAAGAAAUGGAGUAUGUUCCGUUCCUCUACACACGCGGGAUGCAGUUUGAAACGUGUUUUAUAAUAAUAUAUUUGUGUCUAUUUUGAUAUACUUGUACUGUAUGUUGGUUUUAAGUGACGUAUAAGACUCGUUGAAUCACGAAGCAUAUGUACUUUCUAAUAUUUUUACGUCCUUGUCGUCUCAAAGUGUGUCGCUGUGGUCUGACAGUAAUUCAUUUGAUCACUCAGCAAUAUUUUCUGUAGCACCAUUUAUAUGAUUAGUAAUGUUUACUGUCCUUGAAGUCCUGUGGAAAUGAUCCGUUCAAUAAAUGUAGUACUAUGCUCUA